ACCAAAAUAAACGCAAAAUGGCUGGUAAAGGUAAAGGCAAGAAAAAAGAAAAAGAGGAAGGCGGUGACAAGAAAAAAGGCAAAAAAGGUGGUGCAAGAGUUAAGAAAGGCAAGGCAAAAGGCAGAUGUAAUGUCGACAUGCUAACUGAUGCAGCAAUGGAUAACGUGUAUUACGCUUGCCAUAACGUUCAGGAAUUGCUGCAGGCAAGAGGGUUCCAUCCCCCUGACUUCAAUAAAAAGAAGAAAAAGGGCAAACGAUAAGUAGAUUUAAGGGUAUUAUAAAAUG
Messenger RNA from Zerene cesonia (dogface butterfly), 285 nucleotides. RefSeq names its product small lysine-rich protein 1. The record is from RefSeq and is a predicted model, not a curated record. NCBI's taxonomy places the organism in Eukaryota, Metazoa, Arthropoda, Insecta, Lepidoptera, Pieridae. Bases 18 to 260 code for a protein of 80 amino acids. The transcript has a single exon.